AUGCAGCCUACAUUGCUCAGCCCACGGCCCUCGCAACGCCUUGAAGGCUUUAGGCUAUCUCCACCUUGGCUACCGGAUACCAAAUGCACGCAAGUUGAAGCUGCCGAAAAGAAAAAAAAAGUACAGUCGUCGCAAGCACUCGCGAGUGCAGCGGACGGGUCCUGCGGGUCCUGGUCUGGUCCUGGAUGCUGCUGCCUGGCUGCCUGCGCUGUCUGCCCGCUACCCUCUCCUUUUGCCCUUGCUACGGCUCGACCAGACGGUGCGAGUCGGAAUCGGACAUCUCACUCACUCACUUUCCUUCUUCCUCACUUCUCCACAUCUACUCCCGACCAAAAGUCACCUCUCCCCCCUCCACCCCUCAGCCUCCCGAGCUCUCCGCCCCCCAGCAAGCGCACACCCGCCUGGUUUGGAAGCGAUUCCGAGUCCCUCCCCCAUCGCCUCCUCCUUGCUCACGCCCACGCCUACGCUUCCCAGCUUCGCCUCGGCUAUCAUCGACGAGUCGCCCACUCCCUCCUCCCUCCUUCCCUCUACUCGCUGACUCACCCGCUCCCCACCUCUUCGUCUGGACGGCUUCCUCUCUCCAUUCGUCCUCGUUCAGGCGCCUACCCGACCAACGUAGCCGCCCUUUCCGAGUUGGAGGUGACGCAGUUCAAAAAGUUCCAGUCAAACACAAUGUCUGUCGAGCAGCAGCAACAGCAGCAGCACGCUGCCCAGGAGGGCUCCGCGCAGGCGCAGCAGGCUCAGGCUCCCACCAACGCCGCCGCCCCCGAGACCGAGGCCGCUGACCUCAAGUCGGAGGUCAAGUCGGACGCCAACGUCGCAGCUGUCGAGGCUGGUGUUGCUGCUCUGUCCAUCCCCCAACCCCAGGCGGAGCUUCAUCGCGCGUGUGCCGAGGGAAGGCUUGAGGAUGUCCGCUCCAUCCUCGGCCGUGGCCUUGACGCCCUCGAGACUCUGGAUGUUGCCAGCGGCUGCACCCCUAUCGUUCUUGCGAUUCAGAACGGUCACGCCGAUGUCGUUCGCGAGCUCCUGUCUGCCGGAGCUAUCGUUCCCCCUCCGGCAGUGACCAUGGACCCCACCAUGCUUCAGGUCCUCGGAUACUCGCAGCCCAUGUACGGCGUUCCUCCCCCGUUCCAGAUGGGUCCUCCUCAGUUCUUCCAGCCCGGCAUGUUCCCUCCCAACGGCGGCCACCCCCGCGGCUCGCCCAACGGUGGAUCCAAUGGUGCCGCCAACCUUCCGCCGGCCGAGGUCGCCAAGACCAUUCCCUGCCGCAACUUCCCCAACUGCAAGUAUGGCAACAGCUGCAUGUUCUUCCACCCUCCUGGACCUGGCUUCUACCCCGGCGGCCCCGGUUUCGCUCCCAACUUCGUUCCCUACCCGCCAGGAGCGGCUCCGUUCUUCCCCGGUGCUCAGGAGUUUGUUCCUUCCGGCGGUGCUCCUGCUGCUGAGGGCUCUCAGCCGCCUGCUGGUGAGGCCAACGCCGCCCCCGCUGAGGGCUCCGCUGCCGCCCCCGCUUCCGAGAAUACCCAGCAUGACUCUAUACCCGCGCCUUCCAACCACGUCGGCUCUGCUCUCUCCCCCGCCUUCGUCCCCGGUGCCAUGCCCUCCGACGCUCCCAACGGUGCCCCCUACCCUUACGCCAACGGCGGUCCCAUGUCGCCUUCCAUGAUGCCCAUUCCUCCUCCUCCCAUGCCCUCUGACCCCUCCUUCUACGCCAACUCCCAGCCCCAGUUCCAGGGCUACCACCCUAACGGCUACAACGCCCACGGCAGGCGACAGAGCUUUGGCCAGUUCGCCAACGGUGGCGGCAAGCCCUUCCACGGCAAGAAGCCGUCAUUCUCUGGUGGCCCCAAGCCGUGGGGACCGGGAGGCCGCAUGGGCGGCUCGUCCCACCUUGGACAGUGGAAGGAUGGCAACCCCCCUCCUUGUGCCUUCUUCCGUGAGGGCAAGUGCCGCAACGGCGAGUACUGCAAGUUCCCUCACAUGGACGCCGAUGGCAACGACUGCCGCCACCCUGACGUUGUUCGUGGCAUCAUCCCCCCGAUGCCCACUCGCCCUCCCCCGCGCCACGGUAUGCGCAUGAUGGGCGGCCACUACGACCCGUCCCAGCGCAUGCACUUCCAGAACAAGGCUGCCGCGGCCGCUGCUGCCGCCAACGCCAACGGAGGCGACUCCUCUGCUGCCACUCCCGCUGGUGAGGAGGGUGCUUCUGCCAACGCCGCCUCGCCUGCCACCCCUGCUUCUGAGAAGGAUGUCUCUGGAUCGACCGCCUCGCUUCCCCCGAAGCCCUCGGCCCCGGUCACCCCUGUCUCGCGCUCGGCCAGCGGACCGGGUGUUGCCCGUGUCCACGCUAACGGCGUCAACUCGCGUGCUCACUCCCCGAACAGUGCCGGUGCCCGCCGCGGCCCUCGCGGAUACGCUAACGGCCACGCCAACGGCUCGCGGUCAUCAUCCUCGGGCGACAAGAAGCCCAUUCCCCCUCAGCGUGUCCCCCGCGCUGACGAGUUCCCUGCUCUCGGUCUCGGUGGUGCUACUACUCCCACUGAGCGCCGCGAGCCCUCGUGGGGCAACAAGACCGGCUCUCAGGUGCUCCAGGCCCCUGCCCCCGCCAAGCCCGUCACCCCCAAGGAGGAGGCUCCCGCUACUCCUGCUUCCGAGGAGCCCAAGGCUGAGGAGAAGGUUGAGGAGAAGCCCGUCGCUGCUGUUGAGCCGGUCGAGCAGAAGGAGGCUGCUGAGCCCCAAGUAACCAUGGACUCGGACUCUGAGGACGGAGCUGUCAUUGUCUCUGUCUCGACCACCCCCAACCCGGAAGCGAGCAAGCCCAAGGUCUCGCCUACCUCCGCCGCCGCCGCCGUCUCGUUCGCCUCGGUUGCCGGCACUGUCAUCCCCGAGGCCAUUAAGGCUUAA
This is a messenger RNA of Trichosporon asahii var. asahii CBS 2479, 2904 nucleotides long. RefSeq lists its product as uncharacterized. The transcript is spliced from 4 exons. The record is from RefSeq and is a predicted model, not a curated record. Lineage: Eukaryota; Fungi; Basidiomycota; Tremellomycetes; Trichosporonales; Trichosporonaceae. Gene Ontology annotation, molecular function: protein binding; metal ion binding. Bases 1 to 2904 code for a protein of 967 amino acids.